CGGGUACAUCCAAACACCAUCACUCGGACAAAGAUCGCCUCAACUGGACUCCUUAUGAUCGUGGAUUUCCAGCAACUUUACUGUGGACCUUGUGUUUUGUUGGAGCCUCUAUCUCCAAACACCUACCUUAUUUUGGGGUAGUUUAAACUCACACUGACUGCUCUGUGCUAAUCACGCUUUGGUCAUGAGCUGUUUCGGGUACCGCCGAGAGCUGAGUAAGUAUGAAGAUGUCGACGAGGACGAGCUUUUGGCUUCCCUCAGCCCUGAAGAGCUGGCUGAGUUGGAAAAGGAGCUGGCCGACAUUGAUCCUGACGCCAACGUGCCCAUAGGACUCAGACAGAGAGACCAGACGGACAAGACCCCGACGGGCACCUUCAGCAGAGAGGCCCUCAUGCAGUAUUGGGAAAAUGAGACUCGUAGGCUGCUGGAGGACGAGAUAGGUGGAGGAAGCCCCAAACCGGAUGAAGAACAAGAGGAAGAGUGUGUGACAGAAGAAAACAGCGGAGAAGAGGACGAAAAAGAUGUCGAAAAUGAGAAAGAACAGAAAAAGCACAACACACAACAGGAGAAGGAAGAAGAGGAGGAAGAGGAGGAGGAGGAUGAAGAAGAAGAAGAAGAAGAGGAAGAAGAGAGUGAGGAAGAAGAGGAAGCUGUCACAGAGGAGGAGGAGGAUGAAGAGGAGGACGAGGAGGAACAAGAUAAUAAAUUAAAGCCUGAACCCACAAAGGAUUCUGGGGUGCUGACGCAACGGACCAUCACCCCGAUGCUCCUGAAGCCACAGAGGGUGGAGCCUAUGAGACUGACUCCGCCUCCACCAGCUGUCGACCCGAACGCAACGGGCAACCCAACCAUCGUCGAUGACGCUCUCCAACGAGCUCUGAGCAACGACCCUGAACUCACUGAGGUUAAUCUCAACAACAUCGACGAUAUCUCACAGGAAACCCUCAUCCGAUUUGCUGAAGCACUGAGGUCUAACACACACGUGCGGGUCUUCAGCCUGGCCAACACCCGAGCCGACGAUCCCGUAGCUCUUUCCAUUGCUAAGAUGCUGAGGGAGAACUCAUCCAUCGUCAGUCUGAAUAUAGAGUCUAACUAUGUUACUGGAAAGGGUGUGAUGGCCAUGGUUCAAGCACUUCCUGGAAACAACACCCUGACUGAGCUUCGGUUUCACAAUCAGAGACACAUGUGUGGAGGACAGGUAGAGAUGGAGAUGGUGAAGAUACUGAGGGAAAACUACACCUUGAUCAAGCUGGGCUACCAGUUCAACCUGCCUGGCCCCAGGAUGAGCAUGACGGGGAUCCUCACCAGAAACCAGGACCGCCAGAGACAGAAACGGAUGCAGGAGCAGAGACAGCUGCAGGGCCAACUGGGAUUACCAGAUGGAGCCGUAAACCCCAGAACCACCGCGCUGAAAGGAACUCCUCGUUCUUCACCCUACAGCUCACCCAGAGCCUCUCCUUGGUCCUCACCCAAACUGCCCCGGAAUGACCUGGCUAAAAAACAGACCCCUCCUGCUCCUCCUCCUCCUCCCCCUCCACCACCACCUCCCCCACCUCCUCCACCACCGCCUCCCCCGCCACGGGAGAAGAAGAAGCCCACAAGGAUGAUUGCGGAGGUCAUCAAGGCGCACGAGUCCGUCAGCAAGAAGGUGAGAAAAACAAAAGGUAAGAAGGGCAAGAAGGGGAAGGAGCCGGAGAAAGACGAGACGAGUAGCAUCCUGAAGGAGCUCAAGAACGCGCUGAGGCCCGUGUCGGGGAACGGAAGAGGGGAGGAGGACAGCAGGCCGUCCACACCAAUGAGGUCAGCCCACGACCAGCUGAUGGAGUCCAUUCGCAACUGCAGCGUUCGCAGUCUGAAGCGGGUCGAAGUUCCUCAUCAUCUACGAUAA
Messenger RNA from Centropristis striata (black sea bass), 1888 nucleotides. RefSeq names its product leiomodin 2 (cardiac) b (gene lmod2b). The coding region runs from base 185 to 1888 and encodes 567 amino acids. Lineage: Eukaryota; Metazoa; Chordata; Actinopteri; Perciformes; Serranidae. The transcript is spliced from 6 exons. Gene Ontology annotation, biological process: pointed-end actin filament capping; muscle contraction; myofibril assembly. Gene Ontology annotation, cellular component: myofibril; striated muscle thin filament. Gene Ontology annotation, molecular function: tropomyosin binding. The record is from RefSeq and is a predicted model, not a curated record.